This is a messenger RNA of Prorocentrum cordatum, 1258 nucleotides long. NCBI's taxonomy places the organism in Eukaryota, Dinophyceae, Prorocentrales, Prorocentraceae. The record is from the annotation of a GenBank genome assembly.
CUUUGUUUAAAGGGACACCAGGCAUCAAGAAAGGGGAGAGACAGCCAUGAAGGAGGCGGAUGGGAGCUGUGAGGCGCGUAAAGGGGGCAAAGGGGCCGAGAAGGGAAGGUGAUGCUCAUACCUUCUUUAGAUUUUCUGCCUCUGUGGCCCAGAAGUUCCCGUUGCAACCACUUCCUUCUGGGACGUCCUCGCCGCGCCGCAUGCCAAGCCAUCGCCGGGGUAGCCUGGCCUUGGCAGGACCCCGAAGAGAGGGAGCUGUCCGCGGCCCAGUCUGACUCCGUCCAGGCGCCGUGCAACGAGGCCGAGGCGCAGAUCCUCGUCAACACCAAGGUGCCUGAGAAGUCCGAUCAGCCGCACAAGUCGCCUCAGUUCCUGUCGGCGUAUGAGCGAGUUUGCAUCAUCGGCCAGCGCGUGCUGCAGCUGAGCAUGAAUGCAGGUUGGCCACAAUGGAGCUGGAGGCGGGAGAAGUUCCGUUCAUCGUCCGCAGGCCCCGUCCUGGACGGCAGCUGCGAAGAUGACGAUGCACCCAGCUUCCGGAAGCUGGUCCUGGUGCCUCAGCCUCUAGGAGUCGUCGGAAUACGGCAAGGUUGCCAGCCCAGGCUUUGCGAUGUUCACAACUCAUGCAGUGGGUGAACAUGUUGGCCUCGUACACUCUGGCGCCCUUUGCCACGUCCUUCCAGUGCUAAGCAAGGGUCCGGUCAGCGCCCGCGGUACGCUACGUGAUCAACAUGGCAAGUUCGUCAGUCCAGGCGUUGUGAUGUUCAGGUUCUGCUUCUUGGGUCUCUUGGGAGUGGGGCCGAAAAACACUUACGGAGGUUUGUGGCGAACCGCAGAAACCCCUUUUUCACUUGCUUAGAGCAGCCCAGCUUUUCCUGGGCUGGACUGGCAUGGGGCCAACAGUGCCCAAGCUGCGGGUCUUGGCUAGCAUCCAAAAUCGCACCCCAAGGGAGGGUCGUGGCUCUUGGCUCGUGGUCUGCCCGUGGUGCUGGGUUCUGCACAGGGGGCCUUGUCACCUGUGUGCCUUCGCGUUUUAACAGCUAAGCUGCCUUGGCUGUCGGAGAGAUUGUUGCAUCGACUCCAUGCUCUUCUUUUGCGGCCCCCCGGCGAGCCAGGGUCGCGGCGGUCUACCAGCCCCGCCGCGUGCGGGCUACCGAUUUCGACCCGCGAAUUUAAUCGUCCUUCUCUGUCCAGUCCUCCUGAGGUCUGCCGUGCCUUUUCGGUCAUCGAUUGUUGGGGUGCGCAUGGGCCGAGUAAAAGG